UCGGCCUCGGGCGCGGCUGCGGGGCUCAAGGCCCGCAACACCAGCGUGCGCGCCUCCGGGGCGGGAGGAGGUGCUGCACCGGCCCGCGAAUGGGAGGGGGCUGCCAGGCUCUCCCUCCCCGAGGGAGGUCGUCCCGUCGCCCUUGAAUAGACCCAGGAAGGCUUUUAAAAGAAGCAGAGUCUCCGCGGGAGGAAGCUGUUUCCCUGGGAGGUGGCCCCAGACGAACCCAGUGCUCAGUCUGGCAUCCCGAAGCCGCUGCGCUCCUGGCUCUCCCCGCCGUUCCUGCGCGCCGCGGGGGCGGUGCCCCAACACCCACGCGUGAUGGGAAGGCCGGCUGGGGGUGGGAAAGUCCACCGAAAAAGAAGGUCCCCACAUCUCGCCGCUCCCUUGGAUGUGGCUAUUUUUUAUGCCAGUGUCCUUCUACGCUGACCCUACUUGAACUUGACCGCAACCUGCCCCGCCUUGCAGGGCACCCUCCAGCCGCAGACAGCUGUGCUGAGCUCGCGCUGUCCUCGCCUCCGCUGACCCCGCCUCCAUGUCGUCGCAGACACCCUUUUUUCACAACACAGCUCAGGUCCCACCUCAUUCAUGAGGUUAUUCGGCAAACACUAUCGAACUUGUAAGAUGUGGCAGAUCCUGAGCUGAAGACUCAAAGGAGGACAGGAAAACUGCUAAUGUAGCCUAGAGGGAGAGAGAGUCACUUAAACCACCUGAUGCAGAAUGCUGAGUGUGGAGACCAGGAGGUAGAUGCAUCACAGGGGGGCACAAAGGACGUGAGCUGCGCAGCACAGGAGGCAGAAGGAGGAGGACACACAAACAGAUGUUACCCGAGGCCAGGAAAUGGGAGUCUCAAAGCCACAUUAUUCGUCCUGUAAUCAAAGUAACGAUGGCAGCGUGUCCCACCAGAGCGGGAGCCCAGCUGCUCAGGAGUCAUGCUUAGGACGGAUCCCAUCUCUUCUGCAUGUUAGAGUUUCAGCUGGGUCAGGCUGGAUGCAGGCACCCCCAUGACUGGCCUUCUGCAUCUGUGAUCCUCACGGCCUCCUCCUGCCACUGAGUCUCACGCCUUCACCUGUCUGUUCCUCCCAUCCUGAGUCUCAUGCCUUCACCCGUCUGUUCCUCCUGCGUUUACUUUCUGCCACCCUUGCACGUGGGCCACCAGAUUCUCAAGAGUCUCCUGCCUGUUUCCUUCCUUCCACUCCCUUUGCCAGUGCCGCUCGUCCCAUCUAGUAGCUUAACCACCACCCCCAUGACUGACCUCUUCCUCCUCGCCGCCAGAUGGUUGUUCAGAGUGCACACAGACUGUCGGAAACCUGCAGAGACUCCAUGCUGCCAGUCUUCUCCAUAAUCAGCGUGGCCCCGGUCCAUGACUCUAGCCUUGGCUCCUUCUGCCUCUCUUUCUAUUUGAAAUUCUAGAGCCAGCUGUGGGACAAUUAUCUGUGUCAAAAGCCAGAUGUGAAAACAUUUCAGUAACAAACUGGCUGCUUUGUUCAGUGCUAGAACAAUGCCUAUCAGAGUAGACACUCAAAAUUAUUUGCUGAGUGAAUGAAUAAAUGAAUAAAUUCAUAAUAAAUAAUUAACCAUCCAAGAUUCAGACACAUUGUGAUUUUAAUUAUUUAAGAGUAGUUUAGCAUAUAUUUCCUUAUGAUUUACUUUAAAACUCUCCAAGAAAUAUGCCAAAGAAGUAGAAUGAGAAAAAUGUAUAUUUCUUUCACUUUCUGCAGAUGCAUUGGGCCAGGUCCUGAAGGCUGUGCAAUGGAUAGGUAAGUGUUCACAGCUCUGUGUCAGAUGGACCUCGUCAAGAAUGACCACACUGCUGUGGGUGAAGAUGAUGCUGUCCUGCGUUUCUGACUGUCCUCUGUCCUGGUCAAAUUUCUAUGGCUACCCUCAGCCAGGGUUUCUGCAGAGACUACCCAAUGGUUCCAUGUGGCUCCGCAUGCCAACGUGGUCAUCAGUGGAGAGAAGGCAGAACGCGCCCUGCCGUGGCUUGAUACAUGGCCUGCCUCCGACUUCCUUGGUUCCACUGGUUUUGUGGGGUCCUUCUCUGCUUCUAGCUCCUCUUCUUUUCUGCCCACUCACCCGGCAGGCCCCAUCACAAGCCUGUGUGUGAGUGGCCUUGCUGUUCGAUGACACCCUCCAGCACGGGGGAGUAUUUCCCCACUUCCUUUUCUGGACACACAGCCUAGCAAAGGCAAAAGGGCUUCCUUCGACAUCAGCUCCAGCCAGUUUGCCAGAGCAAAACCCUGAGAAAAGCAAAGUUGAAAAAUCUUGUUUAAACUCACCGGGACAGAGUGGCGUUACGCCCAACAGCAUCUGGCCAGGAAGCAGGGAAUUACACACUGAGCACCUGUUUGCCAUUUUGGAUGUUUCCAAAACGAGCCAAACUUGCAGGCCCCUCUGCCAUCUCUGGGGUGACCGUUUGGGAGUUGAUGACCUUUGGAUCCAAGCCAUAUGAUGGAAUCCCUGCCAGUGAGAUCUCCUCCAUCCUGGAGAAAGGAGAGCGCCUCCCCCAGCCACCCAUAUGCACCAUCGAUGUGUACAUGAUCAUGGUCAAAUGCUGGAUGAUAGACGCAGACAGUCGCCCAAAGUUCCGUGAGUUGAUCAUUGAAUUCUCCAAAAUGGCCCGAGACCCCCAACGCUACCUUGUCAUUCAGGGGGAUGAACGAAUGCAUUUGCCAAGCCCUACAGACUCCAACUUCUACCGCGCCCUGAUGGAUGAAGAAGACAUGGAUGACGUGGUGGAUGCGGACGAGUACCUCAUCCCACAGCAGGGUUUCUUCAGCAGCCCCUCCACGUCACGGACUCCCCUCCUCAGCUCUCUGAGUGCAAACAGCAACAAUUCCACCGUGGCUUGCAUUGAUAGAAACGGGCUGCAGACCUGUCCCAUCAAGGAAGACAGCUUCUUACAGCGAUACAGCUCAGACCCCACAAGAGCCUUGACUGAGGACAGCAUAGAUGACUCCUUCCUCCCAGUGCUUGAAUACAUAAACCAGUCUGUUCCCAAAAGGCCUGCUGGCUCUGUGCAGAAUCCUGUCUACCACAAUCAGCCCCUGAACCUCGCGCCCAGCAGAGACCCACACUACCAGGACCCCCACAGCACCGCAGUGGGCAACCCCGAGUAUCUCAACACUGUGCAGCCCACCUGGGUCAGCAGCGCAGUGGACAGCCCUGACCACUGGAUCCAGAAAGCCAUCCACCAAAUCAGCCUGGAUAACCCUGACUACCAGCAGGACUUCCUUCCCAAGGAAGCCAAGCCCAACGGACAUACAGAAAUAUUUCAGCCAGAACUGAGAAACAGAAGGACCCACAUUCUGCUGUCACUUGUGUGUCAAGAAGCGGAAGAUCAGUGAGGCACGUCAGUUGUGAGUCACACUGUUGCAGUAAAUCCUAGUAUUUUUGUAGUUUGAAACACUAACAUAAUAAAAGAACAAACGCUAUUCUAGCUUUCUUCUCAUUCAUAUUUUAAUUUUCCAGUGUAAAGUUUAGUUGCUAAAUUCUAUUAAUUUUAAGAUUGUGCUUCCCAAAAUAGUUCUCACUUCAUCUGUCCAGGGAAGCACAGCAGUCUGCUUGGCGGAAGCCGCAAAGCCACAAGCCUCUCCAAGGAUCUGGCCACCAUGGUGCGCAGGUCAGGAAAGGAGCUGCCCAAAGUCCCAUGAUUUUCACCUAACAGCCCUGAUAGGUCAGUUCUCAAAGCUUGGACUCCAUCCCUAAAGGUCUUCCGGAUUGCUAGCCUGGCCUUAACACACUACAGAGAACCUGUCAGCUGUUUCUUCCUCAGUCAGUUCCUGGAAGACCUUUGCAAGGACUUCACCUUCAGAUGUGACCUUUGGAAACAGAGGCCACGGGAAAGUAAGGAGCUGGGAGCUCCCAUUCACUUUGUGUGUCUUCUUGCAUCAUCUCCAAGGAGCUACUGUAAUUACACCCUGCCGGUCACCUCAUGAGGGAUCAAAGAAGGGAUGAGUCUUCUAAACUCUAUUCUCUGUGAGUCUAGGUUGUAAGGAGAAGCACUGUGGACGCAUCCUACUGUACUCCAGCUGACGACAACCAAGCUUAGGUGUUUACUGAAAGUUCUUGAUUUUGUGAUUUACCACCCCCACCUCACAACAGCAGACAUAAGGGGACUGUGGAUUGCUUAGUGCAAAAGGCACUGGUUCUCCAGUGUGGCUGCCCUUGGGAAUCUCCUGGUCCCAACCAGAAGGAUUGUGGCUUGAUUUUCUCAGGUGCAGCCCAGCCCUAGGGCCUUGUCAGAGCACCCCCUGAUUAUUGCAACCUUCAUCAAAGUUUCCAGAACCACUGGCCUAAAGGAAGGGCCUGGUGGGGGUCUGCUUGCCGCCCGCUGGAGGUCCUUCCAGCCAGUACCACUCUGACUAGGCCUCUGAUUGCACCUGUGUGGCUAGAGGCUGGUGGGUGAUGGGGACUCGGCACCUCCCCUCAAGCACAAGAGAAUCACCUGCGGAGCUUCAGAAGAGGGGGCCUGGAGUCUCUGCAGACCAAUUGAACCCAAAUCUCAGGGGCGGUCUCAGGAUUCUAAUGGGUAACCAGGGUUGAAGCCCUUAUCUCUAAAGUCUUCAGUUCAAGACUGGGGAUCUGUACCAGGGCCUCCAGUCACAGCAGAAUAAAAGGCAGGGUAGGGUAGAGGUUCCCAUGUGCAAUGGAGAGAACAAUUUGCAGUCACUGAUAAGCCAGACUUGGCUGCUAGUGGCCAUUCCAAAAUGCUCCAAUUCAUUGUCAUCAACAGAUCAGCUGGAAAGGGGCAAAUACCCCCCACCUGAGCCUUGAAAAACGCUGCGACCCUCUGCAUUCUCUAAUUAAGUUACAGAAACCAGUCUCUUCCCUCCUUUGUGAACGAGCUACUACUCCAUGUAGGCAGCAGGGGUUGAAAUUGCCCUCAACAUCUACUCUGCAUUUCUUUCUUGUGCUAAGCACACACUUUUAUCGCAACAUAUUAUCUGUUCACAUUUCCUUGCCUGGGGGCUGUAAAACCUUACAAAACAGAAAUCCUUGCCUCUUACCAGCCACACCUGCCAUAUCAUGGGUACAGCUUUGUACUAUUCAAGACACAGGAUUUUUAAAUGUAAAUCUAUUUUUGUAUUUUUUUUUGUGGAUAUUGUUCUCUUUAUGUAGCACUGAACUUUGUACACUAUAUUUUUAGUAACUUGUUUUUCUACUAAAGGAAGCACAGUUUAUUUUAUAGAGUAACUUGCAAUAGAAUCAAAAUUGGAAACUGAAAUCUUUGUUGAAAAGGGUUAAGUUGAGGCAAAAGGAAGCCCUUUUUUUCUGUCUCUUACAGAAAGGCACAAACUCAUUACAGGGCUAAGCUAGGUCGUUGCCACGGUGAAGAAGAGAAGAAUCAUUUUUAUAUUUAGGAGGUUUAAAAAGAUGAUGGAAAGCACAUUUAGCUGGGUAUGGGGCAGGUUCUGUCGAGGCUGUUGGGGCAAUGUUAAUGGAAGGACUCCCUGUCUUUCGUCACUGCUAGAAAAAUCCGGCUGCAUGCCGUACUCUGAUCAUCUGCCAGUAUAACCCUGUACAUGUAAGAAAAGCAAUAACAGCAUUUUGUUGGUUUACCUACAAAUGUGACUUCAAUGCAAAUUAUUUUUAUAUUUGCAAUCGUUAUGCCUUUAUCAAUAUAAAUAUCUGGAGAGGCCAAAUAGUGUUCAACACACUUUGGUUACUGGAUACAUUGAUGAAACUCACCAACAGUCUUACUGAGCCUGGGCCCAGCCACCCUAGGGAAGGUGCCCAGCCCUGGCAGCCUGACAACACCCAGCGAGCUUUUAAAAAGCGUGAAGCCCAGCUGCACCUCACACCAAUUCAAUACACAUCUCUGGGGCUGACACUCAAGCGUUUGUAGUUUUUAAAGCUCCUGAGGUCAUUCCAGUGUGCAGCCGAAGUUGAGAACUACCAGCCUAGGAAUUAGCCACAAGAACUUGGACUUGGAGGCAAAUUCUGCCAGUGUAUGUGAUUCUCAGGCCUAGAGAACCAGACACAAAGACCUCCACAUCUGUCACUGAGAGUCAAGAACCUGAACAGACUUUCCAUGAAGGUUCUCCAAGCCCUAGAAGGGAGAGUGUCUAAACAAUAAUUGAAAACGAAAGGAAAUAUAAAACGGAUGCCACUUUUCCAUUUCCUAGGCUUGCUCUAUUAAGGGCCAACUAGUAUAUAAUAUUCUUCCUGCUUAUGCAGCUGACAUUGUUGCCCUUUCUAAAGCAACCAAGUAGCCUUUAUUUCCCAGAGUGAAAGAAAACAUUGACCUACCAGUUACAUUACAGAAGGCAGAUUUCAAGAGGAUCCAGUAAGUGGUUAGAUGGCGUUUAUAAAAACAAGAAUUCAAGUAGAGGAUGCAUGCUUUAAGAAACAUUUGCUAUACAUUCUUCACAAAUUAUACCUGGGAUAAAAAUUGUAGCAGGCUGUGUUUCUUUCCUUCCUUGUCUGCACUACUGCAGCAUGUCCUCUGAGGCUGCAAGUCUGUCCCGUCUGAAUUCCCAGCAGAAGUACCAAGAAGCUCCAUGCUAUCACCUAGCAGAUAAAACUACGGGGAACACUUAAACCCGUGACUACAUUUCUGGAUGGAUUUACUCAUCUUUAAAA
Molecule: messenger RNA, 6585 nt
Organism: Callithrix jacchus (white-tufted-ear marmoset)
Lineage: Eukaryota; Metazoa; Chordata; Mammalia; Primates; Cebidae
Source: RefSeq, a predicted model, not a curated record